UAAAAAUAAUAAGAGAGGAAAAAGAAAGGAGAUUAUCAUCAGCCGCCGAAAAAAAAAUCUCUCAUAUGUGUACAGUAUACGGACUACGGAGUAUCUACCUUAUCCAAGUAUUUGCUGCAAAAAUGGAGAGUCAAGUCAUAAGGCGUAGGAUCAACACCAUUUCUGCUCAUUUUGCUACUGGGAAUGUUAAUGAAGAUGUUACUGCACCUAAUACUCAUCUAAUUCCUUUGAACUGCAGCAGCAACUUAAGCACUUCAUUUAGAAGGCUUGAUAGUAGAAUGCACUUUGGACGCCAAUCAUCUGCCUCUCAAGGGUACUUUAUGAGGCAGGCUAUGCCUAUGCCUAUGAGUUCUACUGAACAGGGAAACCAGGAUUUCAAUCCUGGAGUAUGUUCUGCUAAGUGUGUAAACAAGAAAAGGACUAGUGCCCCUGAGUCGCCUUUAUUUUCUCGUCCUGCCUCUAUACAACCACUCUUUUCUAGACCUGCUCAAGAGGACUUUAACUUUUCCGACACUGGUUCAACUGAACCCGUUAAACAAGAUAAGAUGUUACCUGCAUCAAAAUGUCACACAUCUGCUAUGCCACAAGAGAAGCAAAGCACUUGCACGAGACAGACUUUUUCUUCUCAAAUCAAUGGGAUAGGAUGGUCGCCAAGGAUAAACGUUAUUGAAUCCAAAUCCAGCCAUGUCGUGACUGUAGAACUUCCUGGUGUUGAGAUCAAUGAUAUAAGAGUGGAGAUGGAUGACAAAAAUUUAAUUGUGAGAGGUAAACGCUCGAUGAAGUGGUUGAAAGCAGCAGGUUGUUCAAAUGAUUCUGACAGGGCCACUUACCAUAGGAGGGAAAUCGUGCAAGGACCAUACCAGAUCAUAUGGCCUCUUCCACCCGGUGCAAACAAGAAUUCUGUGUCUGCAGAGCUUGUGGAGGGAAUACUUCACAUUACAAUCCCAAAACUUUGAUUUGGAAACAAAGGAUUCGCAUAUGAGCGCAGAGGAUUCUAUACAAUGUACCCCUAAUAUCGUUGUAUGUAUAUAUCAAAAGACUGUUACCAAAAUUUGCUUGAUCUAGUGAUACACCCCUACUUUUCAAAGGCCUGGACUGCAUCAUGACCCUUGAGGGGUCUAGUCCAUCCAUAAUACCAUCUAUAAAAGUAAAUACUUUACUUAGUAUAUAUCAUAUAUGUGUGCCCUUAUACAUCCCUGAGUUUGUAUGUAUGUGUCAGAAUAUUGCGGACAGUAUUAAGUUAAUGUUAAUGUACGUACCCUUGUGAUAAAUACCCUUGUUCGAAACAUGAUUAAGUUUUAAAUACUUCUUAAUUCUUAUACUAUA
Spinacia oleracea (spinach) is the source of this 1326-nucleotide messenger RNA. RefSeq lists its product as uncharacterized. Bases 66 to 956 code for a protein of 296 amino acids. NCBI's taxonomy places the organism in Eukaryota, Viridiplantae, Streptophyta, Magnoliopsida, Caryophyllales, Amaranthaceae. The transcript is spliced from 6 exons. The record is from RefSeq and is a predicted model, not a curated record.